CACACACACACACACACCUCCUUUGACAAGGACACACACCUUGCCUGAUUUUGGCCAUCGCUUUCUGAAACUGGGACCCAAGCAGGAACUAUAGCCAUGGCAACCUCUGGCAGCGUGCUGUCCGCAGACCAGUUCCAGUGCCCGAUCUGUCUGGACGUGCUGUCGGAGCCGGUCAGCACGCCGUGCGGUCACAACUUCUGCAGUGGCUGCAUCAAGCGCUCCUGGGACAGCGCGGUGGUGUGCCAGUGUCCACUCUGCAAAGAGACCUUCUUCCGCCGCCCGGCGCUCCGCGUCAACACGACGCUACGCGAGGUGGCCGAGCUCGUCCGCACGCAGAGGGACAGCGGACACGACCUCACGCCUGCACAGCCAGGAGACGUGCCCUGCGACAUCUGCAGCGGAGAGGGGGGCAGCCGUCUCCGCGCCCUCAAGUCCUGCCUGGACUGCGGCACGUCGUUCUGCGCGCUGCACCUGGAGCUCCACCAGAGGGCGCCGGCGCUGCAGAGGCACAUGCUCAGUGAGCCGCUGGCCGACCUGGAGGGGCGCGUGUGCCAGAAGCACCGGCGCCCGCUGGAGCUGUUCUGCAGGGACGACCACAUGUGUGUGUGCCAGUUCUGCACCGAGGGAGAACACAAGAACCACAGCACAGUUCCCCUGGAGGAGGAGGGCAAGGACAGGAAGAGCCUGCUGAACCAGACACAGGUGGAUCUGAAGAGCAUGAUCCAGGAGAGACAGGAGAAGAUCUCAGAGAUCAAACAAUCCGUGGAGCUUAGCCGAGUGUCGGCGGAGGCGGAGGCGGCCUCCAUCUCGGAGCUGUUCUCUGUGCUGGUGCUGGUGCUGGAGCGUAGCCGUGGUAACCUGCAGGGGGCGCUGGAGGCUCGGCAGCACGUGGUGGAGACGCAGGCCAACGCCCUGACCGCUCAGCUGGAGCAGGAGAUACACACCCUGCAGAGCCGACACACACAACUGGAGGAGCUCACACACACACACGACCAUCUCCACCUGCUGCAGGUGUAUGCGUCCAUGUGUGUGUUGCCUCCCUGCAGGUCUUGGUCUCUGGUGUAUGCGUCCAUGUGUGUGUUGCCUCCCUGCAGGUCUUGGUCUCUGGUGAGUGUGUGGUCCUAUCAGGACGUCAAUUCGCUGCGCCCACUUGUGUCCAGGCUGGAGGGACUUAUCACUCGGGAGAUGGAUGACCUGCACGAGACUCAGCUGAAGAGGGUGCAGCAGUUUACAGAGCUCAGCAAAGUCCAGCAGUAUGCAGUGGACGUGACGCUGGACGCGGACUCGGCGAACGCGUUCCUGCAGCUGUCAGAAGACCGGAGGCAGGUGUGCUGUGGGCAGCGUCGUCAGAAGCUGCAGGACGUGGGGGCAGGGCGUUUCGACCGGGCGGCUUGCGUGCUGGGCAGCGAAGCCUUCGCCCAACGCUUCUACUUCCAGGUCGCUGUCGGCAGCAAGAGCAGCUGGGACGUGGGCGUGGCUAGCGAAGCGGUGACCCGGAAGGGAAAGGUCAAGGCCACGCCAGAGACAGGCUACUGGACGGUGGCUCUGAGACGAGGGGCGGGGCUUGUGGCCAAGGAAACCAAUCCCGUCCCCCUCGCCGCCGGGGCGGGGCUUCAGAUGGUGGGCGUGUUCGUGGACUACCCAAGGGGCGUGGUCAGCUUCUAUGAUGUCACGAGCAUGUCCCACCUCUACUCAUUCACUGGCCAGCGCUUCACGGGCAGGCUCCGCCCCCUCCUUAGCCCAGGCCAGAGGGAGAAGGGCAGAAACUCCGCCCCCUUAGUCAUCUCUGUUGAUCGGCCAAUCACAUGA
Molecule: messenger RNA, 1809 nt
Organism: Alosa sapidissima (American shad)
Lineage: Eukaryota; Metazoa; Chordata; Actinopteri; Clupeiformes; Clupeidae
Product: zinc finger protein RFP-like
Exons: 10
Coding region: 97-1809 (570 amino acids)
Molecular function (GO): protein binding; zinc ion binding
Source: RefSeq, a predicted model, not a curated record